This is a messenger RNA of Striga asiatica, 1492 nucleotides long. The record is from the annotation of a GenBank genome assembly. Lineage: Eukaryota; Viridiplantae; Streptophyta; Magnoliopsida; Lamiales; Orobanchaceae.
UGUGUCACCACUCCCACACCAAACCCUCCCCGUCCAACUCCGAACCGCCAAAUCAACUCCGAUAAACUGCUCCAUUCGCUGCUCCUCGUCGGCACCGCCGACAAUGGACCCUCAAAACCCGCCCAAAAGGGUGGUCGUCUGCGGCGGCGGCGUCAUCGGCGUGUGCACCGCCUACUUCUUAUCCAAAAGGGGCGCGGCCGUGACGCUCGUCGAGAAAUCGUCAAUCGCCUGCGCCGCCUCCGGAAAGGCCGGCGGCUUUCUCGCUUUAGAUUGGUGCGACGGCGGACCCGUCGGAUCUCUCGCGCGGACCAGCUUCAAUCUCCACCGCUCGCUUGCCCAGGAACUCAACGGCGCGGAAUCGUACGGCUACCGGGCCCUCACAACCCUCAGCCUCUCGAUAACCGAAACGACGCCGUCCUCGUCCGCUCAAUUGGGUAAAAAUUCGGGCCGUCCCGGUGUUCCCUCCUGGGUCGAUGGGCCGGCGAAAGGCCCAAGGACCAUCGGGACGACAGAGACGACGGCCCAAGUGCACCCUCAGCUGUUCACGAAGACGCUGCUGGCGAAGGCCGUGGAUGAGUACGGGCUGAAGGUGGUGAUCGGAAAAUUGGAGACGGUGGCUGUGGAGGAAAGGAAGGCGAAGGCGGUUGCUCUGGAGGGCGGUGGAGAGAUUGAGGCUGAUGCUGUUGUGUUGGCUCUUGGGCCUUGGACGGUGAAGUUCUCACUAUUGGGCUCGAUUUUUAGGGUUUAUGGGGUUAAGGCCCAUAGCAUUGUCUUGGAGCCUGGAGAUCCUAGUGCGAUAACACCUCACGCAUUGUUUCUGAGUUAUUAUCCGGCCCAAGGUGGGAAGCCCAUGGACCCAGAGGUGUAUCCUCGUCCAACAGGAGAGGUUUACAUAUGUGGGAUGUCGGCCGAGGCAGAAGUACCAGAUGAUCCCGAGCAGGUAAACCCAGUGCCCGAAUCUAUACAGGUUUUGAAAACAGUAGCAAGAAAUGUGUCGACUCAGUUGGCCGAAGGGGAGGCUCGGGUGAAAGCUGAGCAGGCGUGCUUCUUGCCUUGCACGGAUGAUAGUUUACCGGUUAUUGGACAAGUUCCAGGAAUUGAGGGAUGUUAUGUAGCCACGGGUCAUAGCUGUUGGGGAAUAUUAAAUGGGCCGGCCACAGGUGCAGCUGUGGCCGAGCUUGUGAUGGAUGGAUGUUCGAGUAUUGUUGAUCUUACCAGGUUUAGUCCCACCAGGUUUGUUUGUUCUGGAAAAUAGUGUAAAUGAGCUGUUGUGUUAUUUUUUGUAUCAUGUUGAGUUUGUGAUGAAACUUUGGGAGUUCUUUGAAAGUAUUGUUGAGAGGUGUGUCAUGUGAAUGUUAUCACUACUAGCUCUUGAAUUUAAACAUAUUUUAUGUAUAUUUGUGUUCCUGUCUGGUCAAUGUGUUUUUGCCACUGCGUUAACUUUGAUGGAAAAUCAUGUUACUGGAUGAGGUUUUUGUUUUUUUGUCUGGAC